This is a messenger RNA of Rotaria sp. Silwood1, 1143 nucleotides long. The record is from the annotation of a GenBank genome assembly. Lineage: Eukaryota; Metazoa; Rotifera; Eurotatoria; Philodinida; Philodinidae.
AUGGACUGGAUCUAUGAAAAAUAUUUGCACAAUCAAGAAUUAAUUAAGACUGAAAAUGCUUGUGGAUUUCUAAAAUCGAAUUACUCAUCAUCUUUCUAUUUACUUGAAUCAACAGAAAACAUUCAAUUACGAUCUAUUACUGGAUUUGAUGAACAUCCGAAUGUCUCAGAAGAUACGACUAUUGAACUGUCAGUUGAUAUUGAUAGAACAGCUCCUGAACUGAUUUCUUUAUUGGAAAAGGUAUCUAACUUCGAAGUUGAUUGGUGUCAACCAGCAAUUGUCAGACAAAUGAUUAUGAGAUACUAUCGAUUCAUGCAGUUAAAAGCGUCAUUUCCAGACAAUAUUUUUCUUGUGCCAACAUUGGAUAUUGAAAUCGUCUGGCAAACACAUUUAUUGCGUCCACAAAUAUAUCGAAAAGAUUGUUUACGUUUGUUUCAUCAUGUGAUUGAACAUUCAUUAUUAAUCGAUAACAUCGGACAAUUCCUAAAAGAACAAGCUUUUCUAGAGACUUGCCAAUUUUAUGAAGAAAGAUUUGGUGAACAAUAUUGUCCUUUAUUAAUUGGUACAGAGAAAGGAAAAGAUACUUUGAGAUAUCAUCGUUCUCUCUUUCGUUCAUGUCUCACACCGAAUUAUUCUUAUUGGGAUCAAACAUAUUUUCAAUUUGAAUCAGAAUCACCUAAGGAUUAUGAAAAUCCGUUUUCAUUUACUGAAUCCGAUGUUAUUCUCGAUAAUAAUUGGCUUGAUUUGUGUAAAAAAUUCAUGCAUAAAAGUGUUUCAAAAAAAGACUACAAUCCUCCGUACAAAAUUGAUCUUGGAUUUUCACCAUUGCAACUAUUAAAAAAAUCCUACGAACGAUUUUUAUACAUAGUAACUCAAUAUCCACCCGUCGAUGGAUAUCAAUUUGGGCAUCCGACAUAUGCUAUUGAAAUCAUUUGGCAUGCUCAUAUGCAAGAACCCACAAAAUAUGCAUUUGAUUGUCUACGUCUAGUUGGAUAUGUUAUUGAUCAUGCUCCAAGGAUUUCGAUUGAGACAGAUCAAAUCAAAGAAUCAUGUGAGAAUGCAAUCAAUGUUUGGAGAAGAGAAUUCGAUAGAGACAUGACCACAGAUCAUAUCUACAAGGCUGUCAAUAAUCAUUACAAUUAG